This is a messenger RNA of Heterobilharzia americana, 4341 nucleotides long. Lineage: Eukaryota; Metazoa; Platyhelminthes; Trematoda; Strigeidida; Schistosomatidae. The record is from the annotation of a GenBank genome assembly.
AGCAUUGCUUCCGUUGACCUUAAGAAUGGCGGCGUUUCAAAACUGCUGGCAGUAUUCGUCUGUUACAGUUCUUCUUAUGGUCAAGUUCUGAAAGUGAGUGUUUAGUAUUAAGUUUUUAAUUUUUCAUAACAGAUGUCGAUUGCAUUUUCAAACCAAAACUAUUCCAAUUCACAUCCAGAUGAUCAAGAGCUUGUAAAACAACUCACAGAUCUUAUACGACAAAACAUCCCAUAUUCCAAAAGACUUCAUGUUUUAGGAAUACUUUCCUACACUUCAGACAAUGGUUGUGAGAGAUUUAUCAAGAUUGAUUCUUCUUUCUCCGCUGCUAACGAGGCUAAUUCCGAAACCUCCAAACAGCAUACAGACUACUCCAGACCAUGCCCUACUAUAAAUUCUUGUGAAGCCGACGACAAAAGAUCAACCCAAAAUUAUUCAGAGAAUAUGGAUACAGAACAGCAUAGCUCGGCUCACUCUCCUGGUGCUUCUCCUCCUCUGUUACCACCAUCAGUUAUUCAGAUAAAUAGAGCUGGAAAACCAGAUGAUAGAUCUGAACAGAGCUUGUCUGAACACACUUCUGAAAACGCUCAGACAGGUGAAUUUGACACAGAUGGUGAUGCCCACCGUCGUUGCCGAAGGAAGUGCCGAAAACCUAAGCGUCAAGUAUUUGACUGCGACUCACACGUCGGAGACAGUGAUGUAGAAGAUGCCAGCACUGAUGCAGAAGAUCUAGUGCACACCUCCAAAAUCCCAGACGAUCAAACUGCUACUGAAGUUCCUCGAAUAGAAUCACACGUCCAAUCUGUUUCUGAUACUUGCAUGCAAGAAAUUCCGACUGUUACAGCCUCAAAUUCUGAUGUAAAUUUGAUUUCUACUGCCUUAAGUAAUCGUCUACCUGAGGCAGCCCCUUCCAUACCAGCAUUUUCCACUUCUCCGACUGUUUCAAGCGUGUCUUUUGUGCCUAUGCAGUAUGCUACUAUUAAUAAAUACUUAAGUCCACAAGCAAACUCCCCUGACAUCACAGCUCUUGUGAAUAGCCAACUAAGUUCUGGAACAAAGUAUGCCAUUUCUGCAAAAAGCUUAGGUUUGGGAGAUCUAGGGGAUUUGUGUGGCAUCCUUCCAAUUAAUACUCUCCUUGGGAAAACGCUUAUUUCUGGAAAUGAUGCAAACAUACCGUCGAAGUUACUCUUCACCAAUAAUAUUGGCACACCUGCAUCUAUUAGUGGGUCAGAAACUGUUAAUCAUUCUGGAUUUUCACAGCAAAUGACACAGUGCAUUAGUUCUAUUGCUUGCACAAAUCAAAAUUUGAUGUUGAAUCCUAAUUUGGCAGCUGCAGUUGCUGCAGCAAUUUCCAACUCCUCACUAGCAUUUUCAAGUAGUAAUUCGGUGGUUAGUAACGGACCUAAUCUCUCCACCAACAUGCAUACAUUGACUGCUCCUUCAAUAGCCUUAACAGGACCAUCUGGAGAAAUUCUAGGCACAAUACCAAUAGCAUCUGCUAACUCACCACAAAAUAUCCUUUCCCCUGCUUUGGUAAAUAGUGUCCUUCAGCCUUCAUCUAUAAAUAAUUCCCUGACAACUGUUAGUGUUGCUUUACCAACCAAUCCAAAUACUGGUUCUUCAACAGGCUUGACUAACACACUAAAUUGGCUACGCUGUGCCACAACUAUGGCAGACCCUGGUUCUCACCAAGUUAUAAGUAAUUUUGCUCCAGUCAAUAAUGCUCCGUCAUUUUCGGUGACAUCGGGUAAUCCCGUCGCACUCCUUCACUCUUUAGUUACACAGCAGCAGGGUACUCAAGCUCAGAUACAGAAACAGCAGUCGCUGCAAUCCGCGUUUUCAGUGGGACCUACUUUGGCUCUGAUUGGCACCUUGGGACUCAAUUCUCCUGUAACAUGUAGUGUUUCUGGACAACAUCCAUCUGAAACAACACUCACCUCUAAUACAAGCUUGCCAACUUCUGUAUCAACAAUUCUGCCUGCUACAUUGCAUAACAGUAUUCAAGCGAGUCCUGCUGGUAAUAAUGCAGCUCUUGUUGCUGCUGCUUUGUUACGAAGUUUGACAAAUGUGAAGCAGCCUAACCAAGAACUACCUGAAUCGAAUAGCAUCGAUGUACAUCCGUAUAACCCUCCAGCAUCCCUUACUUUGAUCACAAACAAUAUUCCACCUUCUGGAAAUGUUGCUCCAACAAGGACAAAUAUUGUUGGAUUGGAUGAAUCAGGAGGGUCUUUGAAUAGUAAUUUGGCUAAUAGAAUAGCACAGUCAACACUUAAUGUAUCUGCCCUAAGUUCAAGUUUGAGUGGGAUUACUACUUCAAUCCAAGCCUCAAAUGUCUGCUAUGCUGCCUCCAAUUCUACACAGACAGUAUCUACUCGCGGUUCUAUUAUGCUUUCAUAUCCUCGUGGUGGAACAGAAAUGAAUCUCUUGUUGACUCCAGCGUCUGCACACACAUUCGGAACAUCCCAGCUGGCUCCUCUUACAGCCGUUCCAACUGCUCUAUCAUUUCAGGGUUUACCUACUUCUCAGCCUACAAGUCUAACAUUGAAUUCAUCUGUACUAUUUCAUACUCCAGUUACAUCUACUGUAGUUCAGACCACAAACACCAUGUCAGAAACCACUACUGCGACAACUAGUUCUUAUAUGGUCCCACCUUCCAACCAAUUUGACCAGGUAUCGCGUAAAACUGAUAAAAGCUUGACCAGCACCACAGAAAGUAACCAUACAGUAACGUCCAAUACAAACCAAACACCAACGUCGAGUCCUGAUCCAACUUCAUCUGCUAUAGAUAGAAUUUUGCAAACCAUCAAAGGUUGCAUGAAUGCCAAUGCAAAUCGAGAAUCAGAAAACAAAUUGAGAAUACGCAAAAACGAAAGUAAUGGCACAUACCAAACUGUCAGUAAUGAUGCGGCUAGUGGACACCGAGUCAAUGAUACCAAAAAAACAACUGCAACGAAGUUUGCUCCUGUGAAUAAAAAUGGUGUUUCACUUGACAGUGAUUACGUCCCUCGUUCAGGGUCUACUGGCGACCGACUACCUCUCCCACCUCUUCAGAAAAGCCCAGGAGAAUCAUCGGAUGGUUGUUCAUCACAUGCAAUUAACAAAUUCUAUCGGUGUCGAUAUUGUGGGAAGACGUUUAAUAGGAAAUUUUGCCGUGAACGACAUGAGAGACUUCACACAGGUGUGAAACCGUAUUCGUGUGAGAUUUGUGACGAGAAAUUUAUCCGUCUUGAAGAUAAAAAGCGGCAUGUUAGGUCGCUACAACAUUAUCUUUCUGGCAGGGGAUCACUAAGAAAUAGUGGACUACAGGACACGGUCGAUGAAAGUGUGGGAAUAUCUAUGGAACCAUCCAGCGUGCUGCCACUACUUGCACAAACACUUCAAGGUGGGGUGAAUGCAGAAUCUGUUAGGAAGGAAACAGAUGAGCUAUGCAUCAGUACAGAUGAACCGAAUUUUAGUUGUCAUGCUAGUGAGAAUGAAUCAGAAGGUAUUACAACUGUUACAGAACUGGAGGGUGAAUCUUAUAAUCCUGAAGAAAAUGAACUGUGUAGUGAUGAUUUGAGAAGUGUUUCACAGUUGCCUUCAUUCGAUGGAAAUCAUACUAGUCAAAACUCAGACACAGAAGAUGGAUUUAAAGCAAAAAGAAGUAAACUAGAAGAACCAUCAGAUGAAUUUCUCACCAGUGUUUGCUUAACCUCAAAAAUACAACUUAAUAAAAGUAGAUGUCGUACAGCCUUAAAAGAAACUCAGACAACUUUAAAUUCUGCUUCUGAAAACCAUUGUGAAAUGAUUAAAAUUCCUACUGUUGUUAUUGUUAAUACAGAAGAUGCUACAAAUGCUAAGUCCACUACGUAGUUACACGUUUUAAUUGCAAUACUUCCUAUAAUUCCUCCCAACUUGGUGAUAUAUUUUACUAACAUUUAUUAAUAUGAUGAUCUGUAUAGCUGUACAUAUUCUUUAUUAUCUUUAAUGCAAACAUAUUUAGUUAUUUGAUGCAAGAUAUCAACCUACUUUUCGUAUUUCUUUUGUUGUCAUAUCAAAAUGUUGUACAGAUGACAAAAGGCUUUCUUACUUCUAGUCUUUUGGAUCUAUUGCAAUAUAAUUGAUGGUAAUAUAAGCUUUAAAACUAGGCAUUGAUAACGCUUUUCAAUCUGCCAUCAGUUUUCGGUUGAUAUACAUACUGUUUCUCUAACUUGCAUUUAUUUGAAAGUAAAAAAGUUUUAUGUACACUAUGUGGUUUUCACUUACCUAAAUGAUCCUAUUUUAGUGAUUUGCAUACCAUGACUUCAUUAUUUUGAUGUGCUUUUAAUGUGUAUUACCUUAUAUUAAAUCAGACUGUAUUUAUUC